This is a messenger RNA of Misgurnus anguillicaudatus (oriental weatherfish), 2448 nucleotides long. It is a transcript of the gene csf1b, whose product is annotated as colony stimulating factor 1b (macrophage). Gene Ontology annotation, cellular component: membrane. Gene Ontology annotation, molecular function: cytokine activity; growth factor activity. The record is from RefSeq and is a predicted model, not a curated record. Lineage: Eukaryota; Metazoa; Chordata; Actinopteri; Cypriniformes; Cobitidae.
CUGUGAGGGUCAGAUGACAAUACAGUAGUAGCUUUGUGUGCGACAUGCAGAAAGAUGGUGAUGCCGGAAACAAACAAUUUAAUCAUGUAAAAUAUCUAGGCAUGCCAGGUAUUUCAAUUGAAAAACACUCUUAUGAAACAGGCGAACAUAACAGCAAGUGAGGAAGAGAGAGGUGUGGGCUUAAAAAGGCGGAGAAGAAUUUAAUGAAAAAGACGAGGAGGGGUGGAGAGAGAUCCUGUGAGAAACUUCAGUAGACAGGGGUUGUUUAAUCAUUAGGUCCCUUGAAACAAGAAUGUGCACAGGAAUUUCAAUUUCGGGGUUCGAGCUGUUUUACUUAGACAGUUGAUUAAUUCAGUUAUGAGCUUUCAACCUUAACUCUGUACACUAUUGAUCUGCUCAAAUGCGACUAAUUGAGGAUUAUAAUCUUCUCCUGCUGGAUCUGUGAGCCAGAUGACCAACACCACGUCUCUUCACUAUAAAACCAAGGGAAAGAUUGUUUGUGCUCUUAUGCUGCUGUGUGUUCAUUUUUCUAUGAUGGACAUCCCUGGUCCUUGCAAGCAUGCCAUAACCACGGACCACAUCCUUCAACUGAAACACAUGAUCAAUAACCAGCUGCGGACCAGCUGUUCAAUCGCAUAUACGUUCAUUGAGAGGAAACACUUGAGUGUGGUGUGCUAUGUGAAAGCCUCGCUGCCGAGGGCUCUUGAACUAUUAAAUGUCCACUUCACAUACAUGCAAGGAUCAGGAAGUGCUCUGGCAGUGGUUUCCAUCCAAAACCUUAUUCUGAACAUCUACUCCCAUCACUGUAUACCUUCACUAAAUGAGGAACUGGAGGAGAUCCCGGUGGCAUUUGAGAAGCAGUACAAAGAGUCUCCUGUCCAGGCGCUUUUAAGAGUGGAGGAGGUUCUGUCUCUAUACCUGCAUCUCAUCACAACCUCCAACACAUCUAUAAACUGGACCUGCGGGCACGAAUACGGCAGCAUUAUGCAUGAGUACAGCUCCAUUAUGCCCUCUACUGUAUCCCAGCUCACCACUGGCACAGAGACGGCGGUGGGGUUAUCCAGACAAGCUCCUCGGGGGUCCGUAAGCGAUGAUUUCUACAGGCUGGGGUUCAUUCUGGUCUCCAUCUGUGGCGGAUUUUUCAUCCUUCUCACUGUCUACUGCCUCCUGAAGAGAAAGAAACUGCAACAUCAACUUCACAGAGCUUUAUCUGCAGACUGGGGAUUACAAGUUGUUGAAAAUUUUGAUACACAGGAGCAAGAAUGUCAGAUGUCCAACCAUCAAAGCAACUUUGGCUCGCACCUCUCCACCAAUCUCUAACAGAACCGAUGCCUCUUUUGGACACCAUAAACAACAAACAGACUGUGUUACACUUACAAAAAAACACUACUGCAUCAUCUAAUGGUUCGCAUUAACUGGAAGGAAAUCCACUUAUUGAGCACUUUAUUAUACAGUAAGAAGAAUAAUCCCUUUACUCCGAAAACAUUCCCUCAAGAUUCCAUUCCCCUUUGACAAGAUAAUAUAAUUUCCAUUCAUGCAGAUCCAGUGACUGUGAAGGCCACUUUAAACUUUAUCCAGUUCAAGACCUUGCUUUUUUGCUUACAUGAUGGAAUAUCAUCUUGCAAGUUAUUUUUGAUUUUGAAUUCAAGUUUAUUUUGGCUAGUAGUGGGAUACUCUGGACUAUUUCAAGUCGGUGAAAUGACGGCUAUUGUUUGCUGCGAAGGAAUGCACAUGGUCAGCAACACCGCUCAAGAGGUGGCAUUUAAACAAUGAUUGAUUGAUAUCUCAAAGUGUGCUAGGAAAACAUUCUGCACACUAUUAAACCACACAUUUGGGCACAUUGAUUCAUGCUGUUGCUGCUAAAAUAUGACCUUAAAGGCUGUGUGCCCCUUAGUUUCUAUUGUUGGUUCAACUGUCUGUUCUUGGCCGACUGAAGUAAAACCCAACUUUUUCUGCUGUAGAGCUGUACAGAUAGCUACAGUAGUCUUUCUGUCAGCUCAAAGCAAUCUGGCCUUUCUCGUCUCCAAAUUCUUUAUCAAAAAAGCAUUUGCAUUGACAAAACUCGUGCUCGCUGGGUGUUUUCACUUUAAUCAUUGUUGUGUGUAAAAAUCCCGGGAGAAAUACCAUCUGGCCAUCUGGCACCAACAGUAGUGCCGCAUUCAAAAUCAAUGUGAACACUUUUCCUAUUUUGUUUUACGUUACACUUCCGCCACAUGAGUUCCUCAGAUAAUCACACAUAAAGUGCUCAUAUAUGUCGAUUUACAAUGUAUGUCUGAUAUGUCAUAAUCACUCACUUAUUUGGAAAUUGUAAAUAUGUAUAUAUGUUUUCACGAACAUCUGAACUUCUGGAAAAAUGUCAUUUAGUCAGUAUUGCAUAUGUACAUCAAUCCACUAAUGCAAAAUACAUUUCACCUAGACUGGAAGUGUUUUCAUCAAUAAAUACUAAAA